This is a messenger RNA of Drosophila gunungcola (fruit fly), 1328 nucleotides long. RefSeq names its product paxillin homolog 1. The coding region runs from base 756 to 1328 and encodes 190 amino acids. Gene Ontology annotation, cellular component: filamentous actin; stress fiber; adherens junction. Gene Ontology annotation, biological process: muscle structure development; actin cytoskeleton organization. Gene Ontology annotation, molecular function: actin binding; muscle alpha-actinin binding. The record is from RefSeq and is a predicted model, not a curated record. Lineage: Eukaryota; Metazoa; Arthropoda; Insecta; Diptera; Drosophilidae. The transcript has a single exon.
UUCGGUUAAUAUUUAUUUUUGUAAUUAAAUUAUUUAUUAGCACCUUCACACGAAUGUUUGUUUUUGAGAGAGUUGGCGAAACAGGUUUCAGGUUUAUGUAUUUUUAUACAGUCAAGAACUUAUUUUCGAAAAAGUUUUUUUUGGUUUAGGUUUUCUAUUCCUUGCCUGUCAUUAAAAAGCAAACCAGAAACUACCCACUAUAAGUACCUAUUUAUUUUCAAAACUUGUGCUUUGCUAUACUGUAAAAACUAUAUUUUAGUUUGGUCUACUAAACAAAUAUGUGGUUGUUUAUUUUUUCCCUAGAAUUUUCAUCUUGUAUUUCGUGCCAUAGCCAUAAGUACCUUGCAUAGCACUUAAUUAUUAUUUUAGUGCUAUAACUAUCAUAAGCUUUAAACAGAUUCUGGUUUUGUGGUUUUUAAGCUUUGAGUAAAAAUGAGCGAAAACUUUUUUAAAAUUUAAUUGUAGUUUCCCCAAUCGAUUGUCAUAAAUUUAUGACAAAAUAUAAUAAUAAUUUUAUGAUAAAGUUGGUUUAAAACGUUAGCUAAGUGUAACUUUUAAAAUUUAACUGUAGUUCCUGGAAAUGAUACUCAUAUUCAUACAAAAAAUAGAUGAAGAGUUAAUAUCUUUAUAUUUAAACUGGCCCAAACUUUGGAGGCUUUCCCACUUCUGUCAAAAUAAAGAAAAUACCGAAAAUAGAUCUUUCGACAAUCCUUUUAAAAUUUGUAAUUUCCUAUCCAGAAAGCAUUUCUCGAAGCAUGACCCCUUCUAUUUGCUGCAGGUGCAACGAGCAGAUUCGGCACCGGGCAGUUUGCAGCUUGGGCAAGGCGUACCAUCCGCACCACUUCACCUGCACGGAGUGCGGCCUGGUGGUGGAUCCCCGCCUGUUCUUCGCCGUGGACGACGACGUGGUCUGCGGUGAGUGCUACCUGGGCCACCAUGCCGCUCGGUGCUCCGCCUGCCGGACGCCGAUUCUGGAGCGCUGCUUCAGCGCCGUGGGCCGCAAGUGGCACGAGAGGUGUUUCCGGUGCGUGAGCUGCAGCAAACCGCUGAUCUCAUCGUCCUUUUUCGACAUCAACGGAUACCUCUUCUGCAAAAAGCACUUCCGGGAACAGUUUUCGCCCCGCUGUGCCGCCUGUGGGGAACCGAUCGAGGAUCGGGCUGUGGUUGCGCUGGCCACCAAAUGGCAUGUGGAGUGCUUCAGGUGCUUCAUCUGCCGCCAAAGAAUCAUCACCGGUGGUUUUAGGAUCCACAAAGGACAACCCAUCUGCCUGGCCUGCUGCCAACCCACCACCAUCGCCUUGAGCCCCCAAAAUUUGUGUGCCUUAUAA